GUCAGUUCAACCAUCCAGAUUCAUUCAAUCCAUCGCUAGCACCCCCAAAGAUCCAAUUUUUGCUUCUUGUUUUGGGGGCUCUCUUUCAGAAUUUGUGGUCUCAAAUGCAGUAGUGUGCCUUUGGGAUGAAAAAGAUUUCUCUUUUACUGCACCAGCAGCAGCAUUUUUUUGUGUGUGGUGAUUUAUGACAUCACAUCUGGCGUUGAUGUCGUGCCUGCUGGUGCUGGUACUCUCCCUCGAUAAGUUCCUCCUCCACUACCUCAAGAAGCGGUGGCUCUCCGGCCCCAGAAUCUCGAGCGCUCCGUCCAAAUCGCGGCGGUCCAUGGCGGCGACCGGCGGCGGCGGCGGCGCCAAGUGGAGCGAGACGGCCAUGCUCGUCAUCGACAUGCAGAAGGAUUUCGUCGACCCGGCGAUGCGGAGCCCGAUGCUGGUGGACGGCGGCCAGGGCGUGGUCCCAACCGUCGCCGAGGCGGUCGCCGUCGCGAGGGAGCGCGGCAUCUUCGUCGUCUGGGUGGUCAGAGAGCAUGAUCCUUCUGGAGCAGAUGUUGAAGUUUUUCGCAGACGUUUCUAUUCUGGUGGAAAGGGCCCAACAGUGAAAGGUUUGAAAGGGGCUGAGCUAGCUGACGGGCUUGCCAUCAAAGAAGGGGAAUAUAAGUUGGUGAAGACUAGAUUUAGUGCUUUUUUCGCAACACCCCUUGAUUCUGUCCUCAGAACCACAGGAAUAAAGAAUUUGGUUAUUGUUGGGGUUCAAACACCAAAUUGCAUUCGGCAGACGGUCUUUGAUGCUGUAGCACUGAACUAUGAGAAAGUUACAGUCAUUAUUGAUGCAACAGCUGCUGCUAGGCCAGAGAUCCAUCUGUCAAAUAUAAGAGAUAUGAAGAAUAUUGGAGUGGAAACACCAACCUUGGAAGAAUGGCGACGGUAAAAUUGAUGUUUCUGGUAAUAUACAGAUGGUCGACACCAGUGACCUGGAUGUAUUGGAGGCAUCCAUGUUCCUUUCCAUCCCAAUCGAUGUAAUUAUAUUAACCUUAUUUCAAGUAGAACAUCAGCAGAUAUUGUUAAUAUAUAUUCAACUGUACAACUUCUAACCCCUCCUAUAUGAAAUUGAUCACAUUUGGACUGCUUUCAGUUUCAUGUCUUUAGAGUCAUGAGGCAUGCAGAAUUAGAAGAUUUGUGCUAGGUGGAAAGUUGUGGGAUAUAAACUUCCACUUUCCCAUGUCUACUGUAAACUUUCUGAUAGAGAUAUUCCUGAUAUCUAGAUGAAAGUUAUGUGAUGAAAA
Oryza brachyantha (malo sina) is the source of this 1280-nucleotide messenger RNA. RefSeq names its product probable inactive nicotinamidase At3g16190. Bases 185 to 925 code for a protein of 246 amino acids. The transcript has 5 exons. Lineage: Eukaryota; Viridiplantae; Streptophyta; Magnoliopsida; Poales; Poaceae. The record is from RefSeq and is a predicted model, not a curated record.